AUGCUCCACCUUGUAAAAUGGGCCGUAAAUAAGGUGCUGGAACCGAAAACUGAUCCGGAUGCGAUACAACGAAAAAUUCGAUAUUUGGAACAGCAGCUCGAGGAAUCGAAGGAUGAUAACGCACAUUCGAGUUCACAAACUGUGCAAGAGAUCAUGGAACCAACGGAUUGUUUUAAAAAAUCAGGAACCAUUACCGAGAUGAAAGCUGACUUUUUUGUUAUCGAUGGUAUCUACUUUGUACCAAAGGCACUGCUGAAAAAUAAUCCCAUUGCCAAACACAUUGAGGAAAACGCACGACUGGAAUUUCUUGCUUACAACAAAGUGGAUCCAUCGUCGGGCGAAACAAUUACGAAGGUUAUCAAAAUCCUAAGAAUCCUUGAUGGUCUCUGGAACGACGAGUCUGAUUGGAAUAAACCUUCCAACGUGAAUCCAACAAUGUACUACAAAAACAAUCGGCGACGCGAACCAGGCAAGGUUAUUGCAAAGGAAAACGAAAAUGUCACUGUAGAAACUGAUGCCGGUGAUCCGAUAUGCGUGAAUAUAGACAAAACACCCGUAACAUUUGUGCCGGUAUUGGGUGAUUACGUGACGCUGGAUUGUAUCGUGCAGAUGGACCAAGAUUUUGUCGAUUUCAAGGGCGAGGUUCUUGACGUGGUUGGCAUUGAACCGUCGCGUAUCGUCACCGACACUGGUGUCGUUACCAUGAUUGAGCCGGAGGGCGGUGAGAUUCGUACCACAGCCAACGGCACAUUUAUCUACCAGACUGAGGUCCUAAUGAAUGGCUACCGCCCGAUGAACGGAGAUCGAGUGUCGUUUAAGGCGAUCGAAAAUGAACACGUUCGCAUGCGUUGCAUAACUGUGAAUCUGAUUGAUGUAGCCGUAACCAGAGUUAUGCCAAUCGCAAAGGAAAACGAAUCGAUGGUUAAAGGAAAUGCUGAAACUACGCGUGAUAAUAGUUUAUGGCAAGACAAGAACGGCAUACAGAUUUGCGGUGAUUUCGAUGUGGUCUUACAGGACGGACAGGAUCGCGCCCGUCGAACGGUGACUAUAAAGAACGAAUCAACCAGGGAGCAUAAGAUAAUCAAGUUGAUGGGACCAAAAAUGGAAUCUCACCAGGUACGCCUGAUCUCACCGUUUAUGCACACGCAGACAAUCCUCUUUCCAGGUGAAAAAGUUGAGUAUGAGUUUGAAAUUGCCGGCGGAGGUAUUUUUGGACGAAACGACGAGGCAUUUGUAUGGUGCUUCGGCGGCGCAUUCCGGAUUGGUCGCUGGUUCCGCAUAACAAUCGGCGGCGAUGCUAUGCUAGCUAGUAAUGGAUCGCAAGAGCCCCUGUUUAAUCGAAGGAUGUCUUAUUGCAAAAAACAAUUGUCUAUGUUGAAUAUGAAGCGCGCAACAGGAGCAGUAAUAGCGGCUCGAGGGAUUGGCAAACGGAUGAACUUUGUCGCACAGCCUUUGCCUAUGUAUAACGUUCCAUCGGAGUUGUUUGAUCUUAUUUUGUCUUCUAAAAGCCGCUCAGAGGUUAUCAAUGCCCUCGAAAACCAUCCCUACUGCUUGAAUGAGGAACUUUCACCUCAGAAUUAUCAACGUAUUAUGAACACUUUUAUAUAUUUAGAAGAGAUCCGACUAAGCAUGGAAUUCCGUGUACAUGACAUUGAACGUGGUCACUUCACGCCGGAAGACAGCUAUCUGGCAUUGGCAGUCGCGAACAUUGCCGAAGCCAGACCCUCCAUUAUGGUUGGCGAUACAUUGCGCGCAUCUGCUCCCUGGUCCAACGAAUCAACCAUCUACCAGGGCACGAUCCACAAGGUGCUUCACAGUAAGAUAUUGGUGAAGUUCGACAAUAAUUUCCACUCACGGUACAACGGCGAGAGCUAUCACCUGCAGUUUUCCUUCGGGCGGGGAGUUUUUCGUAAGCAGCACCAUGCUAUCAAACGCAUGCAUCUAACGCACGGAUUUCCCUACCUCUUUCCCGAGCAAAUAACGCUGCAAGAUCCACUUCUAAACGUUCGAUUGAAUGCGCGGAACGAGAUGGUGCUCGAGAUGGAUACGGACGGGGGCGCCCGCGGUCGUAUUCUGCCAUGGCAUAACGCCUUACUAAACCGCUAUCAAAAGCAGGCCAUCGUGAAUGUGCUGCGCGGAGAAGCACGCCCCAUGCCGCACAUAAUAUUUGGACCACCCGGCACGGGUAAAACUAUCACCAUUGUUGAGCUUAUUCAGCAGCUAGUUUUGAACGUACCAUCGGCGCGACUUAUCGUGGUCACUCCGUCAAACAGUGCGGCCUAUCUGAUCACGGAGCGACUGGCCAGGGACGGUGUACUGCAGGCUGGUGAUUUCAUACGGUUGGUUGCCAUGAGCCAAGUCGAGCGAGAGUCCGUUCCAGAGCAUCUGGCGCAGUAUUGUGCCACAGUUGACGUGUCCGAUGAGCGAAACUCGACCGGCGAAGUGCUGGUAACCGAAUCGGGUCUGCGCAUGAAGUUCCAGGCCAAGCACAUUGGGCGUCAUCGGGUGACGAUCGGUACCUGUCUCGGCAUGGGAGCGCUCAUGUUGAUGCGUUUUGAGCCGAACCACUUUACGCACGUCAUCAUCGACGAGGCAGGUCAAGCGCACGAAGCCGAUACAUUGAUUGCCAUCAGCCAGAUUAGCCGCCUAACUGGUUCGGUGACACUCGUCGGCGAUCCAAAGCAGCUCGGACCAAUCAUGCAAUUCACAGAAAGCUCACGUUGGAACAGCAACGUUCCACUGCUAGAACGACUGCUCCACCGGCGUCCCUAUUCCGUGGAUUGCAUGCGAUUUCCCCCCGAAACGGGUGGGUACGAUCCGAGGCUUGUGACAAUGCUACGAAUAAAUUAUCGUUCGAUCCCCUCGGUGCUUACCCUGUACAACGAGAUGUUCUACGGGUCCUGUCUGGAGCCAUAUAAUUGUGAGGUAUCCGACGAGAACGUGCAACUCCUCGCCACCAUACGGCGCGAUAUUCUUGGCAUCAAGGAAAUCCAAAUCGGCGCAGCCGCUGAGCAUGGAUUCUUCUUUUGUGGCAUCGACGGCACGAACAAACAAUCUCCCGAUAGUCCCUCGUGGUUUAAUCCGGCCGAGGCGUGCAUGGUGCACAAGAUUGUCGAGCGACUGUAUCGGGGAGGUCGUUGCGGACCGGCGGAUAUCGGUAUCAUUACACCGUACAUCAUGCAAGUGCGCAGUAUUCGACGCAUCUUUGAGGCAGCCUCGCUAGAGCCGCCCAAAAUCGGAUCAGUGGAAGAAUUUCAGGGUCAGGAACGCAAGGUUAUAAUCGUGUCAACGGUGCGCUCGUCGAUAACUCAAAUUUCGCAUGACAGCACCGCCCAGCUUGGCUUUAUUUCGCAACCGAAACGUAUCAACGUGGCUUUGUCCCGAGCUAAAGUUGCCCUAGUGAUCGUCGGUAAUCCUAAAUUGCUGAUCAUGGAUCAAAUCUGGGCUCGCGUUCUGCUGCAGGCCUUAGAUAACAGUGCAUACUGCGGCUGUACGCUCAACUCUGCGGUCUUAUCCAAAGUGGCAGCGGUUCGGCAAAACCAGAACGGUGUCACCUCCGAUGCAACUUCAGCACAAAAACAGGACGAACAAGGUUUACAGAAGAAAGAGCUUAACUAAUAUAAGAAUUUUUGUAGAUACGAAUGAAAUAAUUACUUGAAGUUACGAAAAAUCACAACAAAUAUUUUACCCUACAUUUACGUUCAUUGGCUCCAUCGUGAUUUAUAUUUGUUUCAUUGUUUCGAUUUCAUUUGGUUCU
Anopheles nili is the source of this 3757-nucleotide messenger RNA. RefSeq names its product probable RNA helicase armi (gene armi). NCBI's taxonomy places the organism in Eukaryota, Metazoa, Arthropoda, Insecta, Diptera, Culicidae. The transcript is spliced from 3 exons. Gene Ontology annotation, molecular function: helicase activity. The record is from RefSeq and is a predicted model, not a curated record. Bases 1 to 3618 code for a protein of 1205 amino acids.